This is a messenger RNA of Cyanidioschyzon merolae strain 10D, 1374 nucleotides long. RefSeq lists its product as hypothetical. Lineage: Eukaryota; Rhodophyta; Bangiophyceae; Cyanidiales; Cyanidiaceae. The transcript has a single exon. The coding region runs from base 1 to 1374 and encodes 457 amino acids. The record is from RefSeq and is a predicted model, not a curated record.
AUGUUCCUUGCCCAGAAAGCCCCAGGUUUUCGGAUGGCGUGCCUGCAACGCACUCAGGGAGUCCAGCGCCGAGCACGCAGUGGACGCCUUCGUCGGGAACGGCAAUCACGACCGGCAGUCCUAACCGUGCUUUCGUCAGCCGCUUCUCAUCGAAUUCUUGUAGUUGGUGGCAGUGGGCGUGUUGGCAGCGCUGUUACCGAGCACCUUGUGAAGAAAGCGUACCAGCUCGGUGUAGCACCGAGCGUGCGCAUCGACCUCGGCAGCCGUGACCGCGAGCGUGGACAGGCGGCUGCCCAGCGUCUUCGGCAGCGUCUCGCAUCGGAUGUGGAGCGCUCCGCGGUCCAGGACCACGUCCAGCUUGACUGGUCCGAAUAUCGCCCUGAGACCCUGGUAGAGAUACUCCGUCCAUACGACCUGGUUAUCCACACAGCAGGCCCGUUCCAGAAUCGCGAGGAAAAGGCUGGCCGUCUCCUAGACGCGUGUAUCCGGGCUGGAGUCGCCUACCAGGAUGUGGCGGACGAUAUGCAUCAUGCCGAAUGGUGCCGCAAGCGCUACGCGUCUGCGGCGAAGCAGUCGAAGAUCAGUGCUUGGAUAAGUACGGGUAUCUAUCCGGGUGUGAGCAAUCUCAUGGCAGCAGACUUGCUCGACCAAAUGACCGACCUACUGGGAGAACGAGCCGCUCCAAGUAAAUUCGGCAUAGCAUUCUCGUACUUCACUGCUGGCUCUGGUGGUGCCGGUGCCACGAUUCUCAGUGCGACCUACCUGUUGCUGGCAGAGCCGGUGUACACUGUUGAAAACGGUGAGAUUCGCUGGAGACCCGCAUUCAGCGAUCCCCAGCGCAUUGACUUUGGCCCGGCAUGCGGAGGUCAUCGCACAGCCUACCUGUUGAACUUGCCGGAGGUGCGCUCUGCGCAUAUAGUGCACGGAGUUGGGCACGUGGAGGCUCGAUUCGGGACCGCUCCCGCAUUGUGGAACGGACUCAUGUGGUGCAUGGCUCGUUACCUGCGACCGGAAAUUCUCCGGAAGCGAAUGACUGGAAUCACUGUGGCAAGCCUGCCGCUCGUACGCCUGGUAGAUAUGCUGGUCGGGGCACGCACUGCUGUACGCGUCGACUGUUGGUACCAGGAUGUCGUAUCGGGGCCGGCGUCGCGUACCCAUUUUCUCUACGUACAUGACCGUCUGACGGACGCUGUUGGUGAGUGCACUGCAGCGUUCUCGUUAGCGCGGCUCUUUCCCGAUAGACUCGGUGUUGAUGUACCAUACGAGAGUGGAGUCUGGUAUCCGGAAGAGGUCUUUCGAACUAGGGCCUCGAGGAGAGCCCUCUUUGGGCUAGUGCAACCGAGUGCGCUCAGCUGGAUUCGCACGGGAAUGUAG